Molecule: messenger RNA, 1527 nt
Organism: Drosophila grimshawi
Lineage: Eukaryota; Metazoa; Arthropoda; Insecta; Diptera; Drosophilidae
Product: zinc finger protein 180
Exons: 3
Coding region: 36-1475 (479 amino acids)
Cellular component (GO): nucleus
Molecular function (GO): zinc ion binding
Source: RefSeq, a predicted model, not a curated record
UGCAGAUGUAACUGCAUACUCCCCCAAAUUCAGACAUGGAUAAACUUUGUCGAGUUUGCAUGGACAGCUCCGUCACAUUGGUCGACAUAUUCGCCGAGCGCCAGCAACAGUCAAAAAAGGAUCCCAGCCUGGCGGAAAUGCUAAAUGAUUUUUGCGAGGUGAAACCCAAGGAUCUGCUGCCCCAACAUAUAUGCCUGUCCUGCGUGCUGGCGACACAAAAUGCCUACAAAUUCAAGCGCACAUGCGAGGAGAGUCAACGCAGGCUGACGCAGCUCCUGGAAAAGAAAUACAAAGAAAACGUCAAGGCUGCACUUCCCUUCGUGGAGGCUGUCUACCAAAAGGAACAAAUCGGUUUCAACUUGAACAACGUUAAAGUUGAGCCGCUACACCCAGACGAGGCAGUUGGCGACGCAAAAGCGCAUCCACUGAUAACUGAAAAAUCUCUGCCGAGCUCCAGGCCGCUGCAAGUGCGCCAUAAGCUAAAUAGCCUGGUAAAUCGGAAGGCACAGAACAGUGGCGAACCACGCUUCAGGUGCAAAUUCUGCGACAAAGGAUUUGGCCGAGUCUACCUUUUGAACCUGCACGAGAAACGCCACACGGGUGAGAGGACGCAUUUCUGUGACUUUUGUGGCAAAGGCUUCCUACGUGGUCACGAUCUGACCAUUCAUACGCGGAUUCACACUGGCGAACGUCCGUUUAAGUGUCCACACUGCUCACGUUCUUUUAUCCAGAAUCACCUGCUCAAGGCUCAUAUGCGUCAUCACAGUAGUCGAGAUGGUUUUCGUUGCGAACAGUGCCCGCUUGUUUUCAAACUGCAAUCUCAGUUGAGUCUGCACCAAUCGGUGCCUCACGGUCCAACCGCUACGACAGCCAGGAAUUCGGCGGCAAAGCAUCCUGCACCCAAACAGAAGAAGAAACAGAAAAUAAAGUCAGCUAGACGGCAAAUGUCGCAGAAUCCCUUGGAUGCCACGGAGCGUGCACUACGAAACAGGUUAGCGCCCGUCGCCUACGAAGAGCUGGAUAUUGAAUGUGAACUGGCCGACACGGUGGACGCGAAACCGCUCACCGACCAGCCAACGGCCAGACUUAAUUUCAAUGAAAUCAGUUGCGACAGUCCCAAGAAUCAUCCUGUACGACAAAAACGCAGCAAUGUUAAAAGUCGGAAAUCCUGCAGUUUACCUUUGAGUCACUUCUGUGAGACUUGUGGCAAGGGAUUUCCGCGCCGAUACAGUCUGGUGACACACAUUCGAACGCAUACGGGCGAGCGUCCCUACAAGUGCCCCUACUGCGCAUUGGCAUUCACCCAAGGACAGGCUCUGAAGAGGCACAUACGCAGGCUGCACAGCAACAGCGUUCACAAGGAGCUGCGCAAUAGUGCCAAAGAUAUCCUGCUGCCCCCGUUGAAAAAAGCGAUCGUGCGAGUGGCGCGUCUACACUUACCACCCCGCUUACUGACUGUUAAAAGUCCUGACUGAUUUAUAUUCUUAUUUUUAUUUAAUUUAUUUAGUUUUAUAAAUUAUUGGCAAU